AUGGAGGCUGUAAGAGCUUUCAACAAUGAGUUGUCCUCCCUGUAUGAGGUGCGACCACCUGUGUCGAGAGCUAAAAUGACCCAUAUUACCAAGACAGCAAUUAAAGCAAUUAAAUUUUAUAAACAUGUAGUUCAAAGUAUAGAAAAGUUUAUUCAAAAGUGCAAACCAGAAUACAAAGUACCAGGAUUGUAUGUUAUUGAUUCAGUUGUGCGUCAAUCAAGACAUCAGUUUGGUGUUGAUAAAGAUGUGUUUGCUCCAAGAUUUACUAAAAACAUUGUCUCAACAUUUCAAAAUUUAUUCAAGUGUCCAGUUGAAGAAAGGAGUAGGGUAGUGAGAGUAUUGAAUUUAUGGCAGAAGAAUAAUGUUUUUCUGGUAGAAAUAAUCCAACCUUUAUUGGAUUUAGCUGCUGAUCCUAAUAAUGUUCAACUUGUGCUAGCAGGUAAUGGCACCAGUUUACAUCCAUACUAG
Molecule: messenger RNA, 468 nt
Organism: Lottia gigantea (owl limpet)
Lineage: Eukaryota; Metazoa; Mollusca; Gastropoda; Lottiidae
Exons: 4
Coding region: 1-468 (155 amino acids)
Cellular component (GO): nucleus
Molecular function (GO): RNA binding
Source: RefSeq, a predicted model, not a curated record